AGAGAAAAUGCCAACAGUAAUAUUAUUGGACAGUAGUCUAUCUAUGUCAAGGCUAGCCACGCCUAAUCCCAAUCCUAACAGUCCCAUAGAACUCUCCAGUACAGGUGAAGAAAUGGAGCUACGACAUUUAGCAGCCUACGGAAUAACGCAGCUUCUUGACCAGGUUGAAUCCAACUGUAAACUGGAGUAUGUUGCUUUAAUCCAGUUUUCCUCCAUCUGUGAGCUAAUUGCUCCAUUCUCGAGGGAUAUGGAUCAGAUUAGAUCCAAGCUUACAGUGAACUGCCAGGAUAAAUCUAGUUUAGAGGUUGGACUACAGGGGUUGCUAGGUCUAGUACAGGAAGAAUGGGGUUCAGCUACACCCAUUACUCUUAUCAUAGUUACUGAUGGAGGGGUAAGAACAUGUUUACACUUUCAUUCUAAUUUAAACUUUAACUUAUACAGUCCUAUUAAGACAAUUUGUUUCAGUAUAUCUGUAGCGUGUAUAAUGGAUACAGGACCUGCAGUGGAUAUUGCUAAAACAGCUUAUAAUGCUCUCUUUAAUAAACUAGGAUUAGGGAGCAGUCGGGGAAGUUUCCAUAGUGUGGACGGAUCCUUGAAUAUUAAAUCCACAGAAACAAUGUUUAAAGAGAUAUCAGCACUACACUAUAAUCAAUGGAUUGGAACUUUAGAGAUGGGAGAUAAUAUGUCCUGUAAGGUCCAGGUUUGUCCUCCUCCUAAACCUUAUUCUAAAGCUGAGGAUUUUACUGUAGUAAAACGAGAGCUCUCUUCUACUCUAUCAAUCAAGGGAUUUUUAUCACAGGCUGAUAUAUCUAGUCCACCUGUAUACUCUAAGCAUCUUAUACUCCCAGUAUCAGGGACUAAGGACAACAAGGAUGAUAAAGAGAACAAUGAGCUAAAGGACGAUGAUACAAAAAAUCCAAACAUCUGCGUCUUUCUUCAUGGAGCUCUUAAGCUUGAGAAUAUGUGUGCUCUGGUUGAGGUUGGAGAGGAUUGGUUUGGGUUUAUAUACUCCUGGAGCGAUACAAAGAAGAAAUCAUCUCUGAUGUUGUCUAUCCUAGAACCUGGAAACAUGUCCGUUCCCUGGCUAGGAUCUAUCAAUAGAUUAGGACCAGCCAGUGAUCUCAACGAAACCCUUAGUUCUCCGUUUCCGGUCAAAUCAGACAGAAAACCUAGUUACAGCAGCUGUCCUGUGGUUUGGAUCAAACAGUCAGGAAUACAAUCAGAUAAUCAGAAGGUUCUACGCCACGCUAGAAAACUUCCUGAGAAAACUCAACAUUUUUACAAAGAGUUGAAUAGAUUAAAAAGAGCUGCCGUGUGUCUCGGGUUCUAUGAACUGUUGGAAGGAGUUGCUCAGAUCUGUGAACGUGAAUGUGGUCUUCUGCCGCCAAAUGUCAGUCCAGAUUGUGCUAUACAACUGACCUAUGUAGCUCAGGUGUUGAGAUCUCAAGAAUGUUACAGUGUAAACCACUCAAUUCUACCCCGAGUAACAAACUUUAACGCGGGGAAAAUAUAAACAAGUGUUUCCAUGA
Eurytemora carolleeae is the source of this 1529-nucleotide messenger RNA. It is a transcript of the gene IntS14, whose product is annotated as integrator complex subunit 14. The transcript has 17 exons. The coding region runs from base 8 to 1513 and encodes 501 amino acids. Lineage: Eukaryota; Metazoa; Arthropoda; Copepoda; Calanoida; Temoridae. Gene Ontology annotation, biological process: snRNA 3'-end processing. The record is from RefSeq and is a predicted model, not a curated record. Gene Ontology annotation, cellular component: integrator complex.